UGGCGGCAGUUAUUGCUGUUCUCAAUGGGGUUAUUGUGGUAGUACACCUGAAUUUUGUGAUCCGAAUCAAGGCACCCUAGCGUUAACUUUUGAUGAUGGUCCACAUGAAUAUGGCAUAAAAGCUACAUUCUUUGUUAAUGGCCACAACGAAAAUGAUUAUUGUAUUUUACGAUUUCGCAGAAAUUUUGCAACGACAUUUAAGAAAAUUCUCGGUGUUACUCCAAAAUAUUUCCGGCCUCCUUACGGUGAUGGCGUUAAUAAUGCUAACGUAAGAUCUGCUAUGUUAGCAAACAGAAUGGAUAAAUUG
Racocetra persica is the source of this 307-nucleotide messenger RNA. The record is from the annotation of a GenBank genome assembly. Lineage: Eukaryota; Fungi; Glomeromycota; Glomeromycetes; Diversisporales; Gigasporaceae.